Messenger RNA from Drosophila suzukii, 1531 nucleotides. RefSeq names its product probable isocitrate dehydrogenase [NAD] subunit alpha, mitochondrial. Gene Ontology annotation, cellular component: mitochondrion. The record is from RefSeq and is a predicted model, not a curated record. NCBI's taxonomy places the organism in Eukaryota, Metazoa, Arthropoda, Insecta, Diptera, Drosophilidae. Gene Ontology annotation, biological process: tricarboxylic acid cycle; isocitrate metabolic process. Gene Ontology annotation, molecular function: isocitrate dehydrogenase (NAD+) activity.
CCGCCUAGAUUAAUACAACUUUUCAUUAAAGUCAACAGUGCGUAUAGGUGAUAAAAUUGUAAGCCAAUGCGCAGAUGCAUUUUUCUUAACCAAUUUCUUUUGGCAUGCUUUCAAUCCCCCAAAUCGUACUGUAAAAUUACCUGUUUCCAUAUAAAUGGGAACCCUACCGAACACGUAGCCCUAGCAAACAUCUCCUUUCCUUUCAAAACUCUUAUUUUGGGCCAAAUUUUCAAAAAUGAACACCUUGCGGAAAAUGAACACCCUGGUUCGCCUGAGAUCGUUGGGCUGUGGAGCUUAUCGACUGUAUUCCGCUAAGGAUCAGAAGCCAAAACCGCAGGAGAAGCCCAAGGAAAAGUCUGGGGAAAAGGUGAAACCUGGAGAAAAAGGAAAUGAGAAAGGCAAAGGAGCGGGAGACCCUGCCAAGAAGACCACCAAGGUGACCAUGAUCAAUGGCGAGGGCGUGGGACCCGAGUUAAUGGGUGCAGUACAGGAGGUGAUGUGUGCCGUGAAGGCCCCCAUCGAGUGGGACAUUCUGGAGGAGUACAUGGCCCCGGAUAGCGAAGAUGUCUCCUCAGGGGUUCUGGAGUCCCUGAGGGCCAACAAGGUGGGCAUCAAGGGUCCCGUGGAGAGUCGCCACUGGCAGCGCCACAUCCGCAAGCAGUUCGCGCAGUUCGCCUACGUGUCCCUAUGCUCGAAUAUCAAGGGUUUGGACACGCCCUACGGCGAUUUUGAUGUGGUGAUCAUUCGGGAUCAGAUGGAGGGGGACUACUCCGGCAUCGAGCACUCCGUGGUUCCUGGUGUAAUGCAGACCAUUAAGGUGAGCACCACGACGGGAGCAGCCAGGAUUGCCGAGUUCGUCUUUGGCUAUGCGGUGAAGCAUCAGAGGAAGAAGAUCACGGUGGCCCACAAGGCCAACAUCAUGCGGAUGACGGAUGGGAACUUCCUGGAGGCCAUGCGAGCCGAGGGCGAGAAGCAUGUGGAGAAGAUUAAGUUUGAGGAACGCUACCUGGACACCUGCAUCCUGAACAUGCUGAUGAAGCCGCACAAAUGCGAUGUCAUGGUUUCAUCGAGCAUGUAUGGUGAUGUGAUGAGGGUUCUGGCGGGUGGGAUGAUGGGAGUGCCUGGCAUAUGUCCUGGUUACUCCGUGAGUACUCUCGGAACCGUUUUCGACUCCCGGAUGAAGGCGUGCCACGCCCUGGCCGGCAAGGAUAAGGCCAAUCCCACGGGACCCCUGCUCUGUGCCGCCCUGAUGCUGCGCCACUUGAAGCUGGACAAGCAGGCGGACCAGGUGGAGUGUGCCAUUCGCACUGUCUAUAAGGAUAGCGACAUUCGCACCGAGGAUGUGGGCGGCAAGGCCAAGUGCUCCGAGUUCGUCAAGGCCGUAUGCGGAUGUCUCGAUAAGGCGAAGUAAUGGGCUCAAGAAGUAUGGAACUUUGUUCCUUUAAAUAGUAUGGACUUUCUGCAAUGGUAUUACAUGUCUCGAAAUUAACAUUAAAAACAAUUCAGCUAAUAAAUAUGUAUUAAAAACCAA